This is a messenger RNA of Drosophila obscura, 1293 nucleotides long. RefSeq names its product UDP-xylose and UDP-N-acetylglucosamine transporter. Gene Ontology annotation, biological process: transmembrane transport. The record is from RefSeq and is a predicted model, not a curated record. Bases 125 to 1108 code for a protein of 327 amino acids. Gene Ontology annotation, molecular function: UDP-N-acetylglucosamine transmembrane transporter activity; UDP-xylose transmembrane transporter activity. The transcript has a single exon. Lineage: Eukaryota; Metazoa; Arthropoda; Insecta; Diptera; Drosophilidae. Gene Ontology annotation, cellular component: endoplasmic reticulum membrane; Golgi membrane.
GGCUUAACGAAUUCAUCAUAAUGACCAAGAUCAACCAGAACCCUGAGUCAAGGCCAACUGGUACCUUGAUGGUGUUAUAUUCACCGGUUUAUUUUAUUCCUAGUUUUGCGUUGAUAGCAUAAAGAUGCAAAUAAGUCGCCGGUGUGUUCUGGCCAUGGGCGGCGUACUUGUAGGCUGCUGCAGCGGCGUAGUAUUUCUGGAGCUGCUGGUGAAACUCGAUCCGGGCAUUGGGAACCUCGUCACCGCGGCCCAGUUCGCGUUCAUAGCCCUGGAAGGGUUCAUCUUUACAUCCCGGCUAGGACUGGCUCAAAGGAAAAUCAGCCUGCGGGACUAUGCUCUGCUGGUGGCGAUGUUCUUUCUGACGAGUGUGUGCAAUAACUAUGUGUUCGAGUUCAAUGUGUCCAUGACGCUGCAUAUGAUCAUACGUGGAGGCUCGCUCAUAUCCAACAUGUGCUUGGGCACCAUAAUACUCAAGCAAACGUAUCGGAUGGGCCAGUAUAUAUCGGUCAUUAUGAUUAGCGUGGGUAUCUUCAUUUGCACGUACUUCUCCAGUCGGGAUUUGCCCGUCCACAGCGCCACGGAGGCAGACGUAUGGCGUUGGCUCGUGGGUGUAAUGCUGCUGGUGCUGGCCCUCUUCGUCUCCUCGUACAUGGGCAUCACCCAGGAGCUGCUCUAUCGGCGACAUGGCAAAUGUGCCCGCGAAGCCCUGUACUACACCCACCUGUUGCCACUGCCCGCCUUUCUCCUCAUGCACGACAACAUAUCAGACCAUUGGCGGCUGGCCUGCGCGGGUGAAGCCUUCGCACUGCCUCUGCUGGGCGUGUCGGUGCCACUGAUUUUGCUCUAUCUGCUGGGCAACGUGCUCACGCAGCAUAUGUGCAUCAGUUCGGUGUAUGCCUUGACGACGGAAUGCAGCUCCCUCACCGUAACACUGAUCAUAACCCUGCGCAAGUUCAUUUCGUUGGUGUUUUCGAUCGUCUACUUCCGCAAUCCCUUUACGGUGUACCACUGGCUAGGCACAGUGAUGGUGUUUGUGGGCACACUUAUGUUCGCCGAUGUCCUCAGACUGCCAGGCAGCCGGAGAGCUCAGCCUGUGAAACGUGACUGAUGUGAUGUGACUUUGACAAUCCAUUUGCAUUCCAUUUAAUUCGAUUUACAUUUAAGUACAAGUACGGGUAAAUACGGGUAGAGUUAAAACUAAACAAAAUUAUUAUUAUUACAAGACUUUCAUAAUUGUAAUUUACGAAAUGAACAAAGUACGAGCAUACAUUAAAAAGUACAAGAAACCAUCGA